CUUGAGCUUGAGGUAAGCGGCGGCAAGCGCGAGAGGGUGAAGAUGACAUUUGUGUAACGCGAACUGCUGAGGGAAAACAGAAGGACGAAUUUAUGUUAUUUACCACGCUUUCUCUUCGAGCUAAUCGCGCUGUUAUUGUGUGAAUGUUGAUGUUGAUUUAGAAGGCGCUGGUGAACGUUAUUGGACAGUAUUUUUUUCUCUGAGCGAGACUCUGAGAGUGCAAGGGGGCGGGUGUCUCGCGCUCGCCUCGCGUAGCCUCACAGGCUCUCAUGAAACGAACACACGUACGAUUUACUUAUACAUUUUAUCGCUUAUUUUCAGGAUCUUCUGGAUAAAACACACUGAAAUCGAUGCGAAGCCUAUUUAUCGCUUAUAACACGCUCGGGUAUUUUCGGUUUUAGUCGUGUUUUCUUUUUUUUUUUGCUUCCCUCAGUCUAGCGUUCGUUCGUCGGAUUCGAUAUGAAUUCCAGUCCGCUUCCAAACGGCAGACUCCUGCCGGACAGCCAGAGCUGGAACUCAUCCGGUUCCGAUGAGGACCUGGACACCGAACCGGGACCCGGACCGCACGGAGGAGUGGCGGAAUUCAGCGGGGUGCUCAGUAAGUGGACAAACUACAUUCACGGCUGGCAGGACCGCUGGGUCGUCCUGAAGAACAACACCUUGAGUUACUACAAAUCCCAGAAUGAGCGGGAAUAUGGCUGCCGCGGUUCCCUCUGCCUCAGCAAGGCUGUCAUCACACCUCAUGAGUUUGACGAGUGCCGGCUGGACAUCAGUGUCAAUGACAGUGUGUGGUAUCUCCGCGCUCAGGACCCAGAACAUCGGAACCAAUGGAUCGACUCCAUUGAGCUGCACAGGGCUGAGUCUGGCUAUGGGUCCGAGUCCAGUUUGAGGAGACAUGGAUCCAUGCUCUCCCUCACAUCUGCCACCAGCGGAUACUCUGCCACCUCUACUUCCUCCUUUAAGAAGGGUCACAGUCUACGCGAGAAGCUGGCAGAGAUGGAGACAUUUCGUGACAUCCUGUGCAGACAGGUGGACACACUGCAGAAGUACUUUGAUGGCUGCGCUGAUGCAGUGAAUAAAGAUGAGCUUCAGAGAGACAAAAUUGUGGAAGAUGAUGAAGAUGAUUUCCCUACAACUCGUUCCAAUGGAGAAUUCCUGCAUAACAACAACGGCAGCAAAGAGAAACUGUUCCAGUGUCUGAGUCACAAAGGUAUUAACGGGGUGGAUUUUAAAGGAGAGGCCAUCACGUUCAAGGCGACCACUGCAGGAAUCUUGGCCACUCUCUCUCACUGUAUUGACCUGAUGAUGAAGAGAGAAGACAGCUGGCAGAAGAGACUGGAUAAGGAGGUUGAGAAGAGGAGGAGGGUGGAGGAAGCGUAUAAAUCAGCCAUGUCUGAGCUCACGAAGAAGUCUCAUUUUGGAGGACCUGAUUAUGAGGAAGGUCCAAACAGUCUGAUCAAUGAGGAUGAGUUCUUUGAUGCAGUGGAGGCCGCUCUGGACAGACAAGACAAAAUAGAAGAACAGUGUGAUAAGAGCAGGAUACAGAGGAGCAACUCAGUGCCUUUAGGAGACGUUUACUCCACGGUGGGCUCUCACCGAUUCGCGGAGAAACCCCCCUCUCCUCCCUGCUCUCCCUCAUCUUCUGCUGUUGUCUUCACUCCCUUCCUCCAUGAGCACAGAUUCAGUGCUGAGGUGGAGGAGAUGGUUAAGAGUCACAUGACCUACUCCUUGCAGGAUGUCGGUGGAGAUGCUAACUGGCAGCUUGUGGUGGAAGAGGGAGAGAUGAAGGUGUACAGGAGAGAGGUGGAGGAGAACGGAAUCGUGCUGGACCCUCUGAAGGCCACACACUCAGUCAAAGGGGUCACGGGUCAUGAAGUCUGUCACUACUUCUGGGACACGGACGUCCGUAAUGACUGGGAGACUACUGUUGAAAACUUCAACACUGUGGAAACGUUGUCCGAUAAUGCCAUCAUCAUCUACCAGACUCACAAGAGGGUGUGGCCAGCGUCUCAGAGAGAUGUCUUAUAUUUGUCUGCCAUUCGUAAGAUUAUAGCCUAUAAUGAAAAUGAUCCUGACACAUGGAUUGUCUGCAACUUUUCUGUCGACCAUGAAAAUGCCCAGCCAAACAACAGGUGUGUUCGUGCUAAAAUCAACAUUGCGAUGAUCUGUCAGACGCUGGUCAGUCCACCAGAGGGAGACAAAGACAUCAGCAGAGACAACCUCUUGUGCAAAAUCACAUAUGUUGCCAACGUGAAUCCUGGUGGCUGGGCUCCUGCAUCUGUCCUGAGAGCUGUCGCUAAGAGAGAAUAUCCUAAAUUCCUCAAGCGCUUCACUUCCUACGUCCAGGAGAAAACUGCCGGAAAGCCCAUCCUCUUCUGAGCAGCAGUUCCCAAGUUCUGCCACCAGUGUGCCCGAGCGCCCUACAGUUCCUGCACACUCCUCUAGCUACAGCGUCCUCUAGUGACAAGGAAGACUCAUUGUGUCCCCCUUUUCCUGGCUGUUCUGAAUGCAGCUCGUAGCGGCUCACAUCUUAAGACGCUUGAUGCAGUUCUGUAGCACUACACUAGCUCACACCGGCAGCGGAUUAGAGAUACCAAACAUCAAUGUCUGUUCCAUAUUUUCAGUCAGAGAUCUAUAUGUAAGUAUGUAUGUAAGUGAGAGAGGACGUUUAUAUAACAGAGUUAUUAAGCUGAUAAAACUAUUCUCUAUUAUUCCUGGUUAGCAUUUAGCAUUCGCUUUUCGAACAAACUUGUUUUUCUUAUGAUUAUCCGUUUACGUUCAGUGUCACCCUCUGCUGAUAAUUUCAGAUCCUUUCAGUCAUGUGUCAUGUCAAGUUUUAGAUAACCCAAGGCAUGGUUUAUAAAUGAAUUUAAGGGCUUUCAGUGGCCUGUGAAGUAUAAAUUAGCCUUUUUUUGGUCACAAUUUGUCUCUUUAAUGAAGCCCUGCGUCUGGCGCCGAUGAAGAGAAGUCAGAAUCGUGCUUAUGAUUUCGUUUUUUAGUCGUAUCCGUGUCUCAUCAACUGACACACCGCAGCACAUUUCAAGAUUGAUCGAUUUUAAAAUGCAUCAGGCCAACGUCGCAUGUGCAGAUUAUUUGUAAAUAGUUUCGUUGCUGUUGCUUCAUGUAUGUCAGAUCGUCAGUCCAUGCUUUUAUCGGACUAAUUCUAACUACAUAUGCCUUAGAGAGGGUAAGAUUGGUGUGUGUACUCGUGCGAGAUUGAGUGUGUGUUUGUGUCGGACAAACUAAAAGAGGUGUUUAUUCGAACUGUAAAAAUGUCUAGAGAAGUGCCUGAUUGAUCUGGUACAUCUAAAAACUUGAUCCGCGUCAUUUACGAAUCUACAGACUGAAACGCAUCUGCAUUUAAUGUUUAUACAAAAUUUCAUUUUGAUUUCUAACCUCUUAUUAUUAUUCAUAUGUGAUUUUGCAAUCAGCAAAUGGCAGAUUGUGCUAUCAGAGAAACGUCUCCUCAUUGGAGAAGCCUGAUGCCCAAUGUUUAAAGUCGGGAGCGUAGAUCAUAGGUAGUUGUAGAUGGGGCAAAAAUAGUUGUGUUUAUUUUCUUGAUCGAAUUUAUUCUUCCAAAGUUAAAGAAAUCGUCGAUGUUCACAAACACUCUUACAAAACAUAAGCUAAACUUAAAAUUAUUGUGUCGUUGUACAACAAAUAUGACGAGCUUUUAACUUUUUUUUUUGUGCUACAUUUUUCACUGUUCAAAUUUAAAAAAAAAGGAGAGAUUUCGCCCCUUGAUAGACUGUUAUAGACUAUAUAGAGGACGACCGCUUCACGGUAGCCAAGCGUAGCUGAGGUGCACAGCUGCAAGAUCUGAUAAUAUUUGGUGGCAUUUCGAUCAAUCUCGUACAACUGUAAACAUUCCAAACACUCACUAAAUGUACAGAAUGUACGAGUUCACCGAAGUGAACCCGUAAAACUAAUCCGAAUGUCGAAUGUACACGCCCAUGAUUUUGCCUCACCGGGGUAGUUCUGCACCUCUGAACUACUGGAGUGCGUGAGCUUGUGUGUGUCGCUCUCAUACAGUCUAGCGUGUGCUAUUAGUUGCGUUUGCACUGAAUGUAAUGUCAAUGGGGUUCAAAUGUUUUGUGUACAUUAAGUGUCACACUAUAAAGGUGUCAGGAUGAAAAUUUACUGUGAAUAGAGGGCACAUCCACAGUCCUGUUUAGAGAGGAAUAAAAUGAUUGACAUCUUUCUGCA
Messenger RNA from Xyrauchen texanus (razorback sucker), 4206 nucleotides. RefSeq names its product ceramide transfer protein-like. The transcript has 18 exons. Gene Ontology annotation, molecular function: phosphatidylinositol-4-phosphate binding. Gene Ontology annotation, biological process: ER to Golgi ceramide transport. NCBI's taxonomy places the organism in Eukaryota, Metazoa, Chordata, Actinopteri, Cypriniformes, Catostomidae. Gene Ontology annotation, cellular component: Golgi apparatus. The record is from RefSeq and is a predicted model, not a curated record. The coding region runs from base 460 to 2379 and encodes 639 amino acids.